Molecule: messenger RNA, 1158 nt
Organism: Fusarium subglutinans
Lineage: Eukaryota; Fungi; Ascomycota; Sordariomycetes; Hypocreales; Nectriaceae
Product: Clavaminate synthase
Exons: 5
Coding region: 1-1158 (385 amino acids)
Molecular function (GO): oxidoreductase activity
Source: RefSeq, a predicted model, not a curated record
AUGGCUCUUCCGACACUCACUAUUCUUCCGGAUUGUAUCGACGAUUUUGGCGUGUCUGAUGGAAAAAGCCUACUGAAUCCAGCUGGCAGUGUCCUGUUGGGGUGGCCUCGACACUUAAACCAUCCACUUGCCUGGCAUGGCAACGAUUUCACAACUGAGGAUCAAUACAUCUACCACUUCUCCAGCUCCGAUACUUCGGAGAUCCAGAGUGCCUUGGAUCAUUUUAAAAGUCUGGAGCUUGAUGGAAGCGACAUCACUGAACAGAACUUUCCACUACCUCACUUAGGCGAGCGGCUUCAUGCUUUCAGUGACGGACUACAUCACGGAAAGGGAUUCUUCAUGCUUCGUGGCUUGGAUCCAACCGAAUUCUCAGUCGAGGAUAAUGCCCUGUUGUAUCUCGGUCUCUCCAGCUAUAUUGCACCGACUCGCGGAAAGCAGGAUGAAGAAGGGAAUAUGUUUCUCCACAUUCGCGAAGCCAAGGAAAUGGCUGCACCUCAAACUGAAAGACCUGCGAGAGAUUCUAAUGCUCGCUUGGCAUUUCACACAGAUCAGUUUCCUGACAUCCUGGCUCUUUACUGUCUUGGCCGGGCUAAGACUGGCGGAAAUCACAACAUCGCUUCUUCAUACGCGAUCUACAAUGAGCUUUCAAUCACGAGACCAGAUGUGCUUGAAACCUUGGCCAGUCCAGAUUGGUACUUUGAUUCACGUAGCUUGUUUGUUCACCCAGAACGUCGGCCUCUUUUAUUUAAUCACCAGGGACACAUUAUUCUCAACUUCGGUCGGAUCCACUUAAUGGCUACGGAACCAACAGACGAUGGCACCUUUGCUCCAAAACCAACUGCCAAGCAGCUGGAAGCCUUGGAUCUCGUACAACAGCUUGCCGAGAAGCAUCAUCUCUCGUUGAACAUGGACCCCGGCGACCUCACAUUUAUCAACAACCUUGGGAUCCUCCACGCUCGAGAAGAGUUUACUGACAGUCCAGAACAUAUUCGCCAUCUCGUUCGUAUGUGGUUGAAGCAUGAGGAUAAGGCGUGGCCGCUUCCGCGUACACUAAAGAGGGGCAAUGAUAGGACAUAUGAUAUGGCUGCGGAGGAGAUCUGGAAUAUCCUUCCUGCACCUAGGGUGGCGUUUAAGAUUCGGGAUAAGUAUGGACCUUAG